ACCAGAAACAUGUACGAGAAUAUGAAGAACAAAACAAUAUUGGUGACCGGUGCCGGGGCAGGUAUUGGCAAUGAACUGUGCAAACAACUAGCCCAGGCGGGAGCAAAUGUUAUCGCUGUUGCCCGUUCCACCGAACAGCUCAAAGAAUUGAGAUCAUAUAGUCCGCUGAUAAAAACUCUACAGGUGGAUCUUAAGGAUUGGCAACAGGUGCGUCAAACAUUAGCCGGUGUUCCUGAUCUGGAUGGUCUGGUGAAUAAUGCCGGUGUGGCAAUUAUACGGCCAUUUACCGAAUUAACUGAACAGGAUUUCGAUGACACAUUCGAUGUCAACAUUAAAGCUGUUUUCAAUGUCACCCAAACUGUGUUGCCCAAAUUGAAGCCAAAUUCGUGCAUUGUCAAUGUAUCUUCCUUGGCAGCAAGCAGAUCAUUCGAUGGACAUACCGUUUAUAGUGCCACUAAGGCGGCAGUUGACUCAUUGACACGUUCACUGGCAUUGGAAUUGGGUCCACGGAAAAUUCGUGUAAAUUCCGUGAAUCCAACUGUGGUCUUAACCAAAAUGGGUCGUGACAAUUGGAGUGACCCGGCCAAAUCAGGGGCUCUAUUGGCUCACAUUCCACAACAUAGAUUCUGUGAAGUUCAAGAAGUUAUAGAUGGAAUUGUCUAUUUACUGAGUGACAAAUCGAGUUUUGUUAACGGUCAUCAUUUGCCCUUGGAGGGUGGCUAUUCAGUUCAAUAA
This is a messenger RNA of Musca vetustissima, 735 nucleotides long. Its product is annotated as L-xylulose reductase. The record is from RefSeq and is a predicted model, not a curated record. Gene Ontology annotation, biological process: glucose metabolic process; xylulose metabolic process. The coding region runs from base 10 to 735 and encodes 241 amino acids. The transcript is spliced from 3 exons. Gene Ontology annotation, molecular function: L-xylulose reductase (NADPH) activity; carbonyl reductase (NADPH) activity. Lineage: Eukaryota; Metazoa; Arthropoda; Insecta; Diptera; Muscidae.